Dicentrarchus labrax (European seabass) is the source of this 6325-nucleotide messenger RNA. Its product is annotated as neuronal cell adhesion molecule. Gene Ontology annotation, molecular function: cell-cell adhesion mediator activity. NCBI's taxonomy places the organism in Eukaryota, Metazoa, Chordata, Actinopteri, Moronidae. Gene Ontology annotation, biological process: cell-cell adhesion; brain development. The transcript is spliced from 33 exons. The record is from RefSeq and is a predicted model, not a curated record. Bases 419 to 4354 code for a protein of 1311 amino acids.
UGUGUGUAUGUGUGUCGCUGAACUGGUGGGAGCAGAGAGGACCAGUGACUGGAGCAGAGGAGACAAGUGCAAGAGGCUCUGCGCUCAACGGGACUCCACGUAAAUAAACACAGCCGACGGCAUCGCUGCGUCGCAGGGGGACUGAAGAUACUGAACGGGCUUCGUGUUUUACCUCCGAGGGAAGAGAUAAGAUUGAAGAAAACCACAGCAGAAGAAGCAGACAACUAGCCAGGGAAGCAGAGGAUAGAGGGGAUUCAAUUUUUUUCUGGCAUUUCCCCUCCUGAAGGAUGUGAACACACACAAACGUCAGUCUGUUUUCCCUGCCUGUUGUGAAUGUGCACGUGUCCUCAGACAGCGUGACCGAGCAAAGAGACGAGGAGUCACUGCGUUUUGGGGCCAACCUUUGCGUCACACACUGAUGAUGGAGAGGAGGAGGAUGGACGCAGCACUGCUGGUGCUGCUCCUGGGACACCUCGCCACUGCGUUGGAGGUCCCACUAGACCUGCCGCAGCCGCCGACCAUAACUCACCAAUCCCCCAAGGAUUACAUCAUCGACCCACGAGAGAAUAUUAUAAUCCACUGCGAGGCGAAGGGAAAGCCUCACCCCAGUUUUUCCUGGACAAGAAAUGGGACCCACUUUGACAUCGACCAGGACCCCAAUGUGACCAUGAAGCCCCACUCUGGGACCCUGGUGGUGGACAUAAGCAGAGCGAAGGCUGAACACUACGAAAGCGUGUACCAGUGCACGGCAAGGAACAAACAUGGAACUGCUGUUUCCAAUAACAUAGUCGUUCAACAGUCCAGGUCCCCGUUGUGGUCGAAGGAGAAAAUCAAGCCAAUUGUCGUUCAGGAGGGCGUGUCCUUGGUGCUGCCAUGUCGACCCCCUGCUGGCCUGCCUCCUCCCAUCAUAUUCUGGAUGGACAAUUACUUCCAGAGGCUGCCUCAGAGCAGCAGGGUGUCCCAGUCCCUGAACGGAGACCUUUACUUCUCUAAUGUACUCAAAGAGGAUUCAAGGAACGACUACAUCUGCUACGCCCGCUUCCCAUACACACAAACCAUCCAGCAGAAACAACCCAUCACUGUCAAGGUCCUCAGCAUGGAUGCAAUCAAUGACACAAUGGCAGCUUUUUACAAUGACACUGAUUUAUUUAGUGAAGAGCCAGCGGAUGAGAGGAAGCCAAUCUUCCUAAUCCCAUCUGGCCCCUCCAGCUCCAAGACUGUGUUGAGAGGACAGGUGCUGGAGAUGGAGUGUAUUGCCGAAGGACUGCCCACCCCUGAAAUCUCCUGGACCAAAGUGAGCGGAGAUCUACCAGCCAAGCGAACAUCCUUCCUGCACUACCAGAGGACACUUCGUAUCGUGAACGUGUCUGAGUCAGACGCAGGAGACUACCGCUGCACUGGCAGGAAUCGGCUCGGCUCGGUGCACCACACCAUCCACAUCGUGGUCAAUGCCGCUCCAUAUUGGAUCAGUGGUGCCCCCAGGAACCUUGUUCUAGCUCCAGGAGAGAAUGGCGUGUUGACCUGCAGGGCCAGUGGCACGCCCAAGCCCUCCGUCACCUGGGCUAUGAAUGGCAUCCCCAUAGAGAAUUCCCCUAAAGAUCUCAGCAGAACAGUGGACAAGGACACCAUCAUCUUCACUGUUGUGCAGACCGGAUCCAGCGCCGUCUACCAGUGUAAUGUCUCCAAUGAUUACGGUUACCUCCUGUCCAAUGCCUUCGUCAAUGUGCUCUCGGAGCCGCCCAGAGUGCUGACACCAGCCAACAAAGUCUACCAGGUCAUCAAAAAUCACAGAGCCCUGAUGGACUGCGCUUCCUUUGGGUCACCCAUCCCUAACAUUACAUGGUUCAAAGACAGUCGGUCCAGCACCCUGGAUGGAGACCCUUACAUCCUUCAUGACAAUGGGACUUUAGAGAUUCACGUAGCUCAAGCCCACAAUAGUGGCAAAUACACCUGCGUGGCCAGGAACAGCCUCGGUAUCUAUGAGAAUCACAUCUACCUGGAGGUCAAAGAGCCAACUCGAAUCCUGAAGCAGCCAGAGUACAAAGUGGUCCAGAGGGGCAGGUCUGUGGUGUUUGAGUGUAAGGUGAAACACGACCCCUCUCUCAUCCCCACCAUGACCUGGCUCAAAGACGAUGGGGAGCUGCCCGAUGAUGAGAGAUUAAUCGUAGACGCUGACAGCCUCACUAUCAGCAGUGUGACCGAGAAUGAUUCGGGGGAGUACACCUGCAUCAUGAACACCACUCUGGACCAUGAUUCAGCCAGCGCUCAGCUCACUGUUGUCGAGGCCACGCCAACACCAGCUGUCGACGAGCGACCCGACCCCCCAACUGACCUAGAGCUGACAGACCAGAAAAAGAGGAGUGUUCAGCUCACUUGGACUCCUGGGGAUGAACAUAACAGUCCUAUUCAGAAAUUUCUGAUCCAGUAUGAAGACAUAAUGCACCACCGCGGCCACUGGCAUAAUCUUACCGAGGUGCCCGGAACCAAGACGACAGCUCACCUCAAACUGUCACCGUACGUCCAUUACACCUUCAGAGUUUUGGCCCACAAUGGUGUGGAUUUCAGCCGCCCCAGUGUCCCCUCCAGAGUGUUCAAGACAGAUGCUGCAGCCCCAGACGAGAACCCAACUGGUGUACAGGGAUUUGGAACAGAACACGAUAAUCUUGUAAUCUCAUGGAAGCCGCUGUCGGGCUUCCAGUCUAAUGGUCCAGGGCUUCACUAUAAAGUGAGCUGGAGGCCAGUGGGAGGUGAAUGGACCACAGUGACUGUGGCUAACAAUUCCAAGUUCACUGUGUCUGGAACGCCCACAUUUGUUCCAUAUGAGAUAAAAGUUCUGGCUGCGAAUGACCUCGGAGAUGGACCUGAGCCUGCUAUUGCUCACGGCUACUCAGGGGAGGACUUGCCAAUAGCAGCUCCAGAAAAUGUGCAGGUCAUGGUGAUGAACAGCACUCUGGCAGAGGUACACUGGGAUCCUGUGCCCUCUAAAUUAAUCCGGGGACAUCUUAAAGGAUUUAAGGUGCACUACUGGAGAGAGCACAGCCUCCAUAAACACAACUCCCAUCACAUGGAGCAGAUCCUGGUCUUCAGCGGGAACCACAGCCACGGCAUGCUGCCUGGUCUGCACCCCUUCAGUCUGUACUCAUUCAAUGUGAGGGUUUAUAACGGCAAGGGAGACGGCCCCCCCAGCCACACCCAGCAGUUUGAGACACCUGAAGGAGUGCCGGGUCCUCCCACUUCCCUGACAGUCACCAACCCCAGCCCAGACUCUCUAACCCUUGAAUGGAGUCCUCCUCAUGUUCGCAAUGGACGGAUCACUGGCUACAGCCUCAAAUAUCAGCCAGUCAAUAACUCCAAUGAGCUGGGCCCAGUGGAGGAGCUGGCCCUGCCCGCCAAUGAGACCUCAGUCACUUUGUCCAACCUCAAGUACAACACACGCUACAAGUUUUAUUUGAAUGCGAAAACAGUCAGGGGAGCAGGCCCAACCAUUCCUCAGGAAGCUCACACCAUCAUCGACGAAGCUCUAAUAUCACAGCCUGACGUAGAUCUGGGCACAGGAAACACCCAAACCUCUCAUCCCAUUGCACGGUCUCCUCCACGCCAUCCGCCCCACAAGGCGCUGCCUGUGAGUCCUUUUGGGAACGUUACCUCCUCGGUUCAAGAGGGCGGGGCCCUGAUCAGUUGGGAGUACUGGGGGCCGGAGAAAAACGUUUAUGUAGAAUACAUAGUAGAAAACAGUGAAGAUGAAGAGGAGUGGCAGAAAGAGCUUGUGAACGGCUCUCAGAACAUAAUGCUGAAAGGCUUAAAGGGGGGCCUCGCCUAUAGGGUGCGUUUGGUGGCCAAGGGUCACCACGACCAGUCACUCCACCAGUCUAAGGAGCUUUUGGUCACGGUCCCAGCUGUGGCGAGCAGACAGGUAGACAUCGCCACACAGGGAUGGUUCAUUGGCCUCAUGUGUGCCAUCGCUCUGCUCAUCCUGAUCCUCCUCAUUAUCUGCUUCAUCCAGAGGAAUAAGGGAGGGAAAUACCCAGUCAAAGAGAAGGAGGACGCACACACGGACCCAGAGUUCCAGCCCAUGAAAGACGAUGACUGUACUUUUGGGGAAUACAGUGACAAUGAGGACCAUAAACCGUUAAAAGGAAGCCGCACGCCGUCUAAUGGGACAGUUAAGAGAGACGACAGUGACGACAGUUUAGUUGACUACGGGGAAGGAGGAGAUGGACAGUUCAACGAGGAUGGCUCGUUUAUUGGCCAGUAUAGUGGAAAGAGUGUCAGCAGGGACACUGCUGAGGGCCACGAGAGCUCGGAGGCCCCAUCCCCCAUUAACGCCAUGAACUCCUUGAACUCUUUUGUGUAGCCUAGCAGACCGGUAUGAGGUGGUGCACUGACUGCUCAACCCCCACAUCUCUCUCUUAGAGGGCUGUUCCAACACUGCAUGGCUUUAUGAUCAAAUCUGCAUCCCCAAUGCUACACAUGACACAUGAAAUACAGACAACUCAUCAAAGACACGUAUGUUUCACUUGGAAAGACUUCAUGGAGAGGCUUUGAAACGUGUGCUCUUUACAGUGUAUCCCAAGCAGCAUUUAGGAAGGAAGAAGGGAGUAGCUCACCCAGACAUUUGAUUAGUGCAGUGAUUUUAAUAGUGCAUAAAAUACCUGAUAUGACCUAAAUCCAUAUAUUAAUUAACACUUUGAUAUUAAUAAAUGUUGCAUUCUUACCAUAAAUCUCUAAUAGACUAUGCAGUGCUCGUCUGAACUAUAUUUGUUUUUGUUAUUUGGUUAUUAUAUUAUCUACUAUGUUCAAAUAGUAGUCAGUGUCUACAGUAAAUGACUAUUAUUUCAUGUAUUUUUCCAACACAGAAGCUUGUACAGGAUUCUGUAUUUAAUAAUAUAAUCCAUCCAUGUAAUUUCAUCAUGCAUUUACAGUGCACAAGGCAGAUCAUGUACAGUGUAUAUAUAUAUAAAGUGAACUAUCUGUAAACGGAAUACUGGGAGCAGUGCACACCGCUUGCUUGACAUUUGCUGCAUUCAUAAAUCCUCAUCUUGUGAAUGAUCCAACUAUACCUACGAAGGAGGAGGCUGAAAUGCUGCAUGGCAUGUCAUAUGACCACAUAAUCUUUGCCCUGCAUGUAACCUCCUCUUACUGAGUUUGAGUUGAAGGCCAGUGAGGAUCGCUGAGGGCGUGACAGCUUGCUUCAGUCCCCACAGUGCCCCUUCAGCAGGUAGUGCCUUUUCUUCAAAACAAUGAUAUGAUUCCGAAGUCUCUCUCCAGAGUUCAUUGACUGGAACAGAGAGAGUAGUCGGCCUGCAGAAGUCACAUCCAAGGAUGGAUAAGAUAAGCUUGAGAAGAGGACUGUGGAGGGAGGAAUAAAUACUCUUGUCAAGACACCUCCCAAUGCCUUGAGACACAGGACUGGCUCCGAUUCCUCCAAGAAGCGAAAAGCACCCACAUAACAUCGUUAAAACCGUGUCUGGUGCAAGCCUGCAGUCAUUAUGUACAGUACCUGAUUGUAUUUCUGCAGUGUAUGAAUGUUUGGACAUCUGUGAGUGUGUAGGUGUGUGUGUGUGUGUGUGUGUGUGUGUGUGUGUGUGUGUGUGUGUGUGUGUGUGUGUGUGUGUGUGUGUGUGUGUGUGUGUGUGUGUGUGUGUGUCCGCACACGGAUCCAGUACAUUAUUCAAUACCUAUUAGGGAAAAAUUGUUCACUUUUACUGACUACACUUGAGGGCCUUUGGAUGGGAUCAAGAUUUAUUUUCUCUUAACUUGCAUCAAGUUUUUUUUUUUAAAGACAUGUAGAAUAUUUGUUCAAUUUGUAAAUACCUUCAUCCAUUGUACAGGUACAAGCAACUUGUAAGGCAGCCUAAGAGGUAAUAUUGUGCAUGAUAUGGUUUAACUUGUUGAUAGGACUGUAUUAAAUAUAGAGUACUUGUAGAGAAUAUAUAUACUCUUUUUUUCUUGCUGUGCACAGUGUAUAUUGUACUGUAACUAACUGGACAGAAAAUUGCAUAUACAUUUCAAUUCUGGUUGUUUUCCGAUUUGCUUGUCAGCAAGUUACAUAACUUUGGUAUUUUAUGAAAACAUGUAGGAUAUAGCAACAAUAUUAAUUGAUGCAAAGAAUUAUAUUAUUCUGAUUUGUAUUGGUUCUACACAGUCCCAGUAUACUGCCAAAAUGAUGCUUUUUUUCUGACAGUAUUGCAAAUGGUUUUGUAUUUAAGAAACAGAUUUGUACUAACAGAUUUUUUCUUUCUCUAUUUAAGUUUCUCCUUUUAGUGCAAGUAUGAAAUUCAAGCUACUGGAAUAUAAUGAAUGAAUAAAUAAUUAUCUGCUUUAA